Molecule: messenger RNA, 2417 nt
Organism: Chara braunii
Lineage: Eukaryota; Viridiplantae; Streptophyta; Charophyceae; Charales; Characeae
Source: the annotation of a GenBank genome assembly
GGGCUGCAGUACAGCGUCGGCCGAAGUCGUCGAAGAAGAAGGUUAGGUUCGUAGGUGCAAAAAAGUCGAUGGGGGAUUAUCGUUCAGGGGCGGGGCGAGAGCACGGGAUGGAAGGGGCAGGCUUUACCAGCGGGACGGAUGUGCGGGAACAUCGUUUUGAUCCAGUGUUGUACUCGCAUCUCCCCUCUUGGCAACAGCCCCUGCCAGACGAUAAUCAUUGGGAACCGCCUCCAUCGACUCUUCCACUUGAAUGGGGGUCGACGCAGACUUCUUACGACACAGUGGGGAUACCUCACCGUCGUGCCAGUUCCUUGGGGCCCAUGUCUGCGCUCCUCGGCGAAGUUCGCGAAGGGGGCGGACAUCCUCUUGAUCUUCAUCUAUCCCCUUCAUGCAGCAUGCACGUCUCGAGGACGCUGAUCGUCGACCACAGCAGCGAUGGCCGCCGUCCCAUGACAGUUGCAACGGACGUGCCUACGAAGGGAUUGUCCAGCGCGUCAGUGAAUCGGCAACAAGAAGUGGCGAUGAAGGACAUUGGUGCGGCUGCUGCGGAUAGCGUGCAGAGGGGUGUAAYGGGUGGGACGACGGCUGCGGAAUCCCYGCCURUCAUUGAACGAAUCRUAGCGCGAGUGUCAAACAUGCGUGCGAYGGGCCAAGGUGAACAGGGCGGCGUCGGRAACGCGGGUUGUGAGGAAGAGGGUGAAGUCGAUGRCGAYGACGAAGAUGACUCGGAUACUGAUGAGGAGGAGGAGGACGUUGUUCAAGAAGUGACAGCUCGUGGGGGCAAGAAAAAAGGAAGCAAUGGCCGUGGGAAAGGUAAGGCCAAGAAAGGUGGCGAGGGGGGGGGCGGGAACAGGAGGGGGCUGUGGGAUCUGAAYGAAUCCCUCGUUCUUGUGCRGUGCAAGAGGGAUCAGGAGGACUACCUCGCGAAUGYUGGUAGUAACUUCGYGCGGWUGAAGACGRAAGAGUGGAAGUGGACGGACAUAUCAAACCRGAUGAGGCAGCAAGGUGUAAUGCGAGACUGGGACUCGUGCAUGAAGAGGUGGGAGAACGUCAUUGGCCAUUACAAGAAAGUGCUUGAGAGGGAGAAGGAGUCGGGUGUACAAUCCUUCUUCACAUUGACGGCGAAGCAGCGCAAGCAGCUGGGGUACAAGUUCACGAUGGACCGGAUGGUGUAUGACGCCAUUGACGGGAUGCAGCAGGGCAACCAGGCUAUACAUCCGCCAAAUCUGGCGGACUCGGGCAUUCCCCAACCUCAACAGUCCCAACAAGGCGAGCAAAGCCAUGUCCACGGGCCACCGGCCACAGGCGAGACAUCCGCCAGUGAAAACGGUGAAGGUGAAGGCGGUGAUGGGUGCGGCACCCGGUCGUCAGGUUCCGCACCCCACGGAAAGAGGAAGAAUGCCCGCCAGCUCGCGUUCGACUCUGUGACUGAUGUCAUGAAGACCCACUCCACCGUCGUCACCAAUUCCAUGGACCGCGCAAGCAAACGACAGUGUGAGGUGCUUAAGCGACAAUGCGACAUAAUGGAACGUGAAGCGAUGACGCAGGAAAGGCAAUGCGAUGUGCUGGACGCCGGCCAGCGGAUGCUUUGCGAUGCUCUGCUGAAGAUAGCGUCGGCAUUCGUGUUCAGGGAGAGCAUGGACGUCGUGGUCGCGCUGAGAGGGCGGAUUGCGGGGCGGACGGUCGUCUUUUACGAAAUGAGACACCGCAGAGAUAGGGACUGCGGACGGGCGUUUGACUUCGUGCAGAUGGUUACACAUCAUGAAGUGAGGCACUUUGAGGUGGAUGAGAAUGGGCGCGCUUGCCUGCGCUUGACUGUCGGUUACGGUUUCGCCCGUGGAUUGCUCACGCACGUUGUCGCUUUCGCGACGAAGGUCGGGGAUGCGAUUCCCGAUCGGUGGGAUUUCGGUGUUGAUGUUCUCGCCGAUCUCAUUGAUCUUCUUGUUUCCAACGUGGCGAUGGAGUUCAAUGAUCGCUUAGACGAGGCUGGUGCGUACAGGGUCCACGUGGACCCGCCACUAUACGGUCGUGAGUAUCUGCAUGGCGAGAUCGGGAUUGUUCUCGAUGGUUUUGAGUAGACAUCGUGCGUGACUUCGGGGAUGCGAAGAUUCUUCUGCGUUUUGGCGUAUACUGCACGGGGAGAGAGAGGGAGAGAGAGAGAGAGAGAGAGAGAGAGAGAGAGAGAGAGAGAGAGAGAGAGAGAGAGAGAGAGAGAGAGAGAGAGAGAGGAGGAGGAGCGGAACGUGUUCGACGGGCAAACCUUGUGACGAUGGGUUACGCCCUUGUAUUUUUUUCCGUUCCUGGUGAACAUUACAUAGCUCCGAGAUUCCAUUUGUUAGGGCGCAAAGAAGUGGAGAGUCGAUCCUUCUUCCCCGUGUUUUUUUUGCGGGUAGAGGCAAUCAAUGCUGCCGCGUUGU